AAAGGGAGUUCCGUGCUCCAUCUUUGGGAUCUUUGGAAAAUUGCAUGAAGCUUUCCCAGAUGACUGUCCAGGGACUUCAACAGUUCAAGUCUCCCCUUUUGCAGCUGCCUCACAUUGAAGAGGACAAUCUUAGGCGAGUCUCCAAUCAUAAAAAGUAUAAAAUCAAAAGUAUUCAGGAUUUGGUGAGUUUGAAAGGUUCUGAUCGUCGCAAUUUACUGCACUUUCUAGAAGAUAAGAAAUAUGAUGAAGUUAUGGCUGUCCUUGGCAGCUUUCCCUAUGUCACUAUGGAUAUAAAACCACAGGUUUUGGAUGAUGAAGACAGCAACAAUAUUACAGUAGGUUCUCUUGUCACUGUUUUGGUUACACUAACCAGACAGACCAUGGCAGAAGUGUUUGAAAAGGAGCAGUCUAUAUGUGCGGCAGAAGAGCAACCAACAGAAGAUGGGCAAGGAGAUGUCAACAAAGUUAAGAGCAAAGGAUGGCAGCAAAAGAAUAAAGGAACCAAGAAAGCUUCAAAAUCAAAGAAAAAGAAGCCAUUGAAAAAGAAAACUGUGCCACCUUCAUUGCAGCCACCGAAACAGCCGAAGCAAAAACAAGCUAAUGGGGAAGUAGUUGCGAAGGAAGAAGAGGAGGAGAUCUCUGAUAAAGGAAGUGAAUCUGAAGAAGAAGAAACAAACAGGGACUCUCAAAGUGAAAAAGAUGAUGGAAGUGACAGAGACUCUGACAGAGAACAAGAUGAGAAGCAAAACAAAGAUGAUGAAGCUGAGUGGCAAGAAUUACAGCAAAGUAUACAGAGAAAGGAACGAGCUCUUCUUGAAACGAAGUCAAAGAUAACGCAUCCCGUUUACAGUCUUUUUUUUCCUGAGGAAAAACAAGAAUGGUGGUGGCUAUAUAUUGCAGAUCGGAAGGAGCAGAUGCUAAUAUGUAUGCCAUAUCAUGUUUGUACACUAAAAGAUAAAGAAGAGGUAGAGCUGAAGUUCCCAGCACCAGGCAAACCCGGAAACUAUCAGUACACAGUUUAUUUAAGAUCGGACUCAUAUAUGGGAUUGGACCAGAUUAAACCAUUGAAGCUGGAAGUUCAUGAGGCAAAACCAGUGCCAGAAAAUCAUCCACAAUGGGAUACAGCAAUAGAAGGUGAUGAGGACCAGGAAGACAGCGAGGGCUUUGAAGACAGUUUUGAGGAGGAAGAGGAAGAGGAGGAUGAUGAUGACUAAACAAUACUGUUGAUUGACUACAAUGUCUGCACACACUGCAAAGUCUUGGUCUGACUGUGGAACUGUACAAUAACCAAGAAACACAGUACAGAAGCUUUGAGAAGGCUGAGUUUAAUUUUUCUUUACCAAUUAAGAGUGCAUUAUGUAACUUCUCAGUGGAGGUGAAACAAAUCUGUUGCCAUUGAUACAUCUUGGAAUAUGCUUAUGGCUCAUUAUAGCCUUCCAGUGCAGGAUGGUGCAUUUGUUUCAAUACAAAAUAAAAGCUUUUUUAUUAUAAAUGUCCGAAAGUGUGGGCUAUGUAUUGUCUGAUCAGUUUAGGGUCCAAUUUAAAUAAAAGGUACUAUUAGCUAGGAGCAAACUUUAAAUCAAUUUUUCUGCAUUAGGAAUUUAUUUUAGGAAACGUUUUGGUAUAUUUGACAUUACAGAUCUCUGUUGAUUGAAACAACAUCUGCUCAACUUUGAAACUUGAUUGGUUCUGUGGUAUUCAUUAAAUAUUUUGCUGUGAUACUGCUCACAUCAUUCAUAGCUUUAAAAAUCUGUUUUACAUAACUUAAUCAUUAUAAAUUGGCAUCAUACCCAUUGCCACAUUCCAUAUAUUCUGGAGGGCUGCUUUUUUAGGACUAUUGCCUUUUUAUGCCCAGGAUUAUAAUGGAAAUCAUCAGCUUUCUUGACUCUGCCAUAGGAUACUUAUUAAUGGCUUAAAACAUUUUUAAGCCUUUAUUUCAUCAGAUCAGCAGAAGAUCUGAGUCUUUUGAUAAACAGAAUGUCUGAAAGCAAUUUUGGGACCACGUAUUAUGUAAGUUGGUGGCUUUUAUGUAAUACCUUUAUAAAAGGUAUGCUGAAAGCUGAAGUAUAUUCUUAACUUUGAAUCUACACUGUCGGAAACAUUUUAAGGGUAAAAUACAACAUGCAAAGAGGGCAUGUUUUGUAUCACUUUUGAAUUCCCAUCAAUAAACUGGACAAUUUGAUGGC
Leptosomus discolor (cuckoo roller) is the source of this 2186-nucleotide messenger RNA. The record is from RefSeq and is a predicted model, not a curated record. Lineage: Eukaryota; Metazoa; Chordata; Aves; Leptosomiformes; Leptosomidae.